This is a messenger RNA of Salvia hispanica, 1950 nucleotides long. Its product is annotated as protein NRT1/ PTR FAMILY 3.1-like. NCBI's taxonomy places the organism in Eukaryota, Viridiplantae, Streptophyta, Magnoliopsida, Lamiales, Lamiaceae. Gene Ontology annotation, molecular function: transmembrane transporter activity. Gene Ontology annotation, biological process: transmembrane transport. The record is from RefSeq and is a predicted model, not a curated record. Gene Ontology annotation, cellular component: membrane.
UACUUUCUGUUCACAUGUAAUUCUUCCAAAAUAUGCCCACAUUCUGGUUAUAAAUACUUCUCACCGUUUGUAGGCUUAAGCUCAUAGUUGUUGGAGAUGGAGAAGUUUGAGGUGGAGAAGCACAAAAAUGAAGACAGCCCAGAUUUCAAUGGCAAGAAGAAGAAGCAGCUCGGAGGCAUUAGGACAAUGCCAUUCAUCCUAGCAAAUGAAAUAUGUGACAAAUUUGCUGCUGCUGGCUUUCAUGCCAAUAUGAUCACUUACCUAACUCAGGUGCUCAACCUGCCUCUUGUCAAGGCUUCCAACACCCUCACCAAUUUCAGCGGCACGUCGAGCUUCACGCCCCUCGUGGGCGCUUUCAUAGCCGACUCCUUCGCAGGCCGCUUUUGGACCAUCAUCGUCGGCUCCAUCAUCUACUUGCUGGGAAUGGUUGCAAUUACAGUAUCAGCAGUGAUGCCUCAGCUCAGACCACCACCAUGUCCAAGCCAGGAGAAUUGCCAGGAAGCCUCAAGCAAACAGCUCUCGAUCCUCUACCUCGCGCUACUCCUAACAUCGCUAGGGACGGGUGGCAUUAGGCCGUGUGUGAUGACAUUUGCAGCAGAUCAGCUGGAGAUGAGCAAAGAGAAAACAGAGUCUAGAAGCUGGAACUUCUUCAACUGGUACUAUUUCUGCAUGGCAACGGCCUCUCUGCUCGCUGCAACAGUCGUCGUCUACAUCCAAGAACACGUCAGCUGGGGCUGGGGGCUCGGAAUCCCAACAGCAGCAAUGGCAAUAUCCCUCAUAGCAUUCCUAUUAGGCUCCUCAAUGUACAGGAAAAUCAAGCCAGGAGGGAGCCCCUAUGUCCGAGUGGUACAAGUCAUCACAGCAGCCAUCAAGAAACGACGCGUCCCUGUCCCUCCCCCAACCACCCUCUACGAGAACAGACACCUCGACGCUCCCAUCUCCACCGAUGGGAGGCUCCUCCACUCCAAUCAACUCAAAUGGCUAGAUCGCGCGGCCGUAGUGGUGGGAUCAGAAUCAGAAUCAACAUCAAAACCAAACCUAUGGAGGCUAGCAACAGUCCACAGAGUUGAAGAGGUGAAAAGCAUGAUCAGGCUCCUCCCAAUCUGGGGUGCAGGGAUACUACACGUGGCCUCGCAUUCCCAUCUUGGAAGCUUCACAAUCGUGCAAGCUCGAAGCAUGAACCGCCAUCUGUCACCCUCAUUCGAAAUCCCACCAGCAAGCAUGUCCAUCUUCAGCACCCUCACAGUCCUCUCCUGCCUCCCCCUCUACGAGCGCCUCUUUGUGCCCCUGGCCCGACGUUUCACAGCCAACCCCACCGGCCUAACCUGCCUGCAGCGGAUGGGGGUGGGCUUCGGGAUCAACAUCCUCGCCACCAUCGUCUCUGCACUGAUAGAAAUGAAGAGAAAAGCAGCAGCAGCAGAUCACAACCUCUUAGACAAACCAACUGCAAUAAUCCCCAUCACAGUUUUCUGGCUAGUCCCGCAGUAUUGCCUGCACGGAUUGGCCGAGGUGUUCAUGUCCGUUGCCCACAUGGAGUUUCUCUACGACCAGUCACCCGAGAGCAUGAGGAGCUCUGCAGCAGCCCUGUUUUGGAUCGCCAUCGCGAUCGGGAGCUACACGGGCACCCUCAUGGUGUCGCUGGUGCACAAAUACACCGCGGAAUCGGGGAACUGGCUGCCUGAUAGGAAUCUCAACCGUGGGAAGCUAGACUACUAUUACUGGCUUGCCACCGGAAUUCAAGUCAUAAACAUCAUAUACUUUGUAACAUGUGCUUACUUCUAUAAGUAUAAACCCUUGCAACAGCUCACUGAUGAAGGGCAACAACUAGAUGUUGAAUCUGCUGAUGAUAACAAGCCAUUCCCAACUCCAACUCCUCCUAGCCAUGUUUAACAAUGCAUAUUCAUCCCAAUUGAUACAAAUAAAUACAAAAUUGUCUUGUGAUUUGAUGUA